AAAAGCACCACCCACAGACGCCUGGCUGCAACAGUUUGGAGUGAAUCGCCUAAGGCAAAAUGUCAAGGCUAUUACAGACGAAGUGACUACUCCCUACAGUGUUGGGUUGGCUUUCGUGGACUAUGAAACUGGCAGUAUUUGGAGCCAGUGGCUCUACAGGUGUGGAGCUUGUAAAACAGGCACUAGCCCAAGGUCAUGACGUCACUGCCCUGGUGAGAGACCCUGACAAGAUGGCGGGACUGGUGCCAAACAAGGACCUCAAGAUUGAGAAGAUAGACCUUUCCUCUGCUGAUACUGUAGAACCACAUCUGCAGGAGAAAGAUGCCGUCUUAUCCUGUCUGGGAAGUUAUAGCUGGUUUGGAUCCGUCACGCUUUACACAGACUCCAUGGGCGUCAUUGUCACUGCUAUGAGAAAGAACAACAUCAAACGUCUGGUGUGUAUAACAUCCUGGUACACCACAGAUACACCAUUAGAUCCGGCACCUUUCCUAAUCCGCUGGAUUAUCAAUCCGUUUUUCCUGGGACGGGUUCUGACAAACAUGGCACAGAUGGAAGAGUAUCUUCAGGGAUGUGAAGACAUCGACUUUACCGCGGUCAGACCGCCAAUGUUAACAACGGGACCAGUCACAGACAUGGAAUUCAACACUGCGGAAGGGCAACAGGUGCAUGAUAGAGAUGGGAUGAGAGGGAUGCGACAUGCUGAUGUGGCCAGGUUCAUGCUGUCCAUCUUAUCAUCUGAGGAAUGGAUGAGGAAAUGUGUGGCUGUCAUUGCUGUUCCUAAGAAGUAGUGGUCAGCAAUAGUCACAAUCUUUAAACAAGUAGUAGCAGUAUUAGACUGGUUUAUUAGAUCUUCGCACAAGACAUACAUGCCUCCUGACGUCCGUGGAGGGCUGAAUUGUGAGGCUAUUUACAGAGGUAUCAAUCUAAAAAAGAUUAUACAUUUACAGUUAUGAUCAUUAAAAUACAAUGUUAAAAUUUGCUUGAUCUAAUUUAUUCUCGGAAUCACACACACACACACACAAAACAAAAAUUAUUGAAUGAUUUUGGUAAUGGGAAAUAUUCAUAU
Messenger RNA from Branchiostoma belcheri (Belcher's lancelet), 1066 nucleotides. Its product is annotated as flavin reductase (NADPH)-like. The transcript has 8 exons. NCBI's taxonomy places the organism in Eukaryota, Metazoa, Chordata, Leptocardii, Amphioxiformes, Branchiostomatidae. The coding region runs from base 123 to 788 and encodes 221 amino acids. The record is from RefSeq and is a predicted model, not a curated record.